UUUUUAGGUCUGUUCGUCGCCCAGCAGUACUCGAUUCUUUACUUUUGGAUUCCCUUGAAUCUCUAUGGGGUCCUUUGGAGCCUAGCUAAGGGGAAGAAAUCAUCAUAAGUGAAAGGUUAUUUUCCAUGAAAAUGUGGCCCACAACUCAUGUUGCCAUGCAGAACCUUCUGCUUACUGAAUAUUGAGUGCUGGAAAAUGACAGAGUGGCCUCUGUGGAUCUGAAAAUUGGAAUGAUCUUCCUAUUUGCGGGCAGCAAGCCACCCAGGUGCCUAGGCAAGAAACCGAGGGCACGAGCUGUUCCAGUAUAAUAAAAUAUAUAAAACAACAAGAGUUAUACUAGAUCUAGAUCAUAGACAUGAUUAUAUAUGAAUAUCAUUAAUCAUUAGUUGGUAGCAAUUACUUUUUAUUCCAAUAUUAUAAUAAUCCUCACUCUAUAAUCAUAACCUAGGAAAAGCCAGGCCAUACAGAGAUAGGAGCUGAGGAGACAUAGUGAAAAGUGACCAGAAGACAAGAGUGUGAGCCUUCUGUUAUGCCCAGACAGGGCCACCAGAGGGCUCCUUCGUCUAGCGGUAACGCCAGAGUCUGGGAAGUCGCCCGUUGCCAAGUGGACCAUGGUCUAGCGGUAGCGUUAGUGUCAAGGAAAAACACCUGCUACUUAGCAGACCAGGAAAGGGAGUCUCCCUUUCCCCGGGGGAGUUUAGAGAAGACUCUACUCCUCCACCUUUUGUGGAGGGCCUGACAUUAGUCAGGCCCACCCACAGUUAUCCGGAGGCCUAACUGUCUCCCUGUGAUGCUGUGCUUCAGUGGUCACGCUCCUAGUCCGCCUUCAUGUUCCAUCCUGUACACCUGGCUCUGCCGUUUAGUUAGCAGUAGCAAAUUAGUGAAAGUACUAAAAGUCUCUGAUAUACAGAAAUAAUGGCGUAAGCUGUCUGUCUCUCUCCCUCUCUCUCUCUCUCUCUGCCUUGGCUGCCAGGCAGGGAAGGGCCCCCUGUCCAGCGGACACGUGACCCAUGUGACCUUACGUGUCAUUGGAGAUGACUCACACUCUUUAUCCUGCCCCUUUUGCUUUGUAUCCAAUAAAUAUCAGUGCAGCCUGGCAUUCGGGGCCACUACGUCUCCGCGUCUUGGUGGUAGUGGUCCCCCGGACCCAGCUGUCUUUAUCUCUUUGUCUUGUGUCUUUAUUUCUACACUCUCUCGUCUCCGCACACGGGGAGAAACCCAUCGACCCUGUGGGGCUGGACCCUACACUAUUCCAGGUAGUUGUUGGAAUCCUGGGGAAUUUUUCACUCUUAUAUUAUUAUAUGUUCCUUUACUUUAGGGGAUACAAGCCAAGAUCCACAGAUUUGAUUCUUAGGCACCUGACUGUAGCUGACUCCUUGGUUAUCCUCUCUAGAGGAAUCCCAGAGACCAUGGCAACUUUUGGGUUGAAACAUUUUGACAAUUAUUUUGAAUGCAAAGUUCUUUUCUAUGCACAAAGGGUAGGCAGGGGUGUGUCCAUUGGAAGCACCUGCCUCUUGAGUGUCUUCCAGGUGAUCACCAUCAACCCUAGGAACUCCAGGUGGGCAGAGAUGAAAGUAAAAGCCCCAACAUACAUCGGCCUCUCCAAUAUCCUGUGCUGGGCCUUCCACAUGCUGGUAAAUGCCAUUUUUCCUAUUUAUACAACUGGCAAAUGGAGCGACAUCAUCACAAAGAAAGGAGAUUUGGGAUAUUGUUCCGCCCCACUUAGUGAUGAAGUCACAAAGUCAGUAUAUGCAGCAUUGACAUCCUUCCAUGAUGUUUUGUAUCUGGGGCUCAUGCUCUGGGUCAGCAGCUCCAUCGUUUUGGUCUUGUACAGGCACAAACAGUGGGUACAACACAUCCAUAGGAACAAUCUCUACCCCAUCUCUUCUCCUGAGAACAGAGCCAUCCAAAGCAUCCUUGCAUUGGUGAGCAUCUUUAUAUCAUGUUAUGCCCUUUCCUUCAUCACCUACGUUUAUUUAGCUCUCUUUGAUAAUUCCAGUUAGUGGCUAGUGAACAUUGCUGCACUAAUCACUGCCUGUUUUCCAACUAUUAGCCCUUUUGUUCUCAUGUGCCGUGACCCCAGCAGAUCCAGGCUCUGCAGUAUCUGCUGCAGAAGAAAUAGACGAUUCUUUCAUGAUUUCAGGAAAAUGUGA
Molecule: messenger RNA, 2153 nt
Organism: Symphalangus syndactylus (siamang)
Lineage: Eukaryota; Metazoa; Chordata; Mammalia; Primates; Hylobatidae
Product: vomeronasal type-1 receptor 2-like
Biological process (GO): G protein-coupled receptor signaling pathway
Cellular component (GO): membrane
Molecular function (GO): pheromone receptor activity
Source: RefSeq, a predicted model, not a curated record